Molecule: messenger RNA, 2850 nt
Organism: Lacerta agilis (Sand lizard)
Lineage: Eukaryota; Metazoa; Chordata; Lepidosauria; Squamata; Lacertidae
Gene: MYCBPAP
Product: MYCBP associated protein
Exons: 19
Coding region: 72-2792 (906 amino acids)
Source: RefSeq, a predicted model, not a curated record
CACGCGCGCUUGCUUUUGAGGGAAAGUAGCAGUUCCCGCGGGUGGCGAGAGCUGGAGGGAGCCUGAGCAAAAUGAACAAGCCGGGAAAGAAGGACUCGCGCACCAGUAAAACGCCCCCCGAAAAGAAGAGGGUAAAAACAUUUGAGCAGCCUUCCUCGCCGGUUCAAGAAGAGCCGGAACCUGUGAGCUGUGUAUUGCAAGGAGAUGAAAUCCAGGCUCUAGCCAUCAAGUUGGAAGACUUGGAAAAGCUCCGUACUGCACAACUGCCUCCAGAAGAGAAAGAGAAAAUUCCUGUGACCAAGAAGUACCUCAUUCGCAAAUCUAAGCCCCAAGAAGUUGGGAAGAAGGCAUAUUUCCUGGUUGCUUAUCCAACUGUUUCAGAUGAAACCAAGAAAUCACUGCAUUAUUCUGGUCUAGAAGAACCGGUUUUUGAUAACUUUGGAUAUAUCCUCCCCCAUAGCAUAUUAGGAAGUCUCCAGGAAUUCAAGCAAGAAGCUACAAAAAGAGGGCAGGAUCAGGUAGCGAGACUAGUUCCUGGUGAAUUACUUCAUGGAGUGUCAGUCCCAUUUUUGGGGAGGUUCAGAGAGAAGCGCAAGGAAGAAAAGAGAAGCGCCCCGCCGCCUUCGCGGCAGCACAUGGCCCUUCAGAACUGGAACCGCAACAUGAAGCUCAGGAGGGCGCAGCAGAAAAGGCUGUGUGAAUGUCUCCACAAAUCAGAAAGCAAGCUGCUGAUGAACUUUGCGGAGAGUUACAGAAAAAUCCAGGAAGAGCGUACUCUAAUUGACCGCAGCCUCCCUUUUCUGUACCUCGGAAAGGGCUUCAAUGUAGGGACUGAAUUCUGGAACCAGCCUGUGCUCAUUGGAGAUGAGGUCAACGGACUGGCGGUGUCAAUGGGCCAAAGUGAGCUUGGCUUCCCAGAAGAAGUCACUCACAUUGGGAAACCUCGCAUCAUCUGGAAGGAGAUGGGUACCAGACCUCCGAAAUACCUCAGUUUCCAUCGCACCUGGGAGAAGAGUCUCUUUCUGAAGCAGCGGCGAAACGAGUUAAAGGAUAUCUUAGAAAAGUUGGAUUUUUACAACCCGGACCUGGAUGGCCUUGAAGUUGUAAGCAGAAAUCACCCAUACACCAGUGUAACGGCAGAGAGUCUGUCAUCCUUAGCAGAAGAAGAAGAAGAAAGUAGAGAAUUUCCUGAAGAAAAACACUGGGACCCAUUAGCAAAGUACCCAGAUGUGGUUUCAGCACCAGUGUUGGGCCCGUCUCUGAAGUUCUGUGAACAACCAGCUCGCUGGAUCAGCACCACUUCUGAAGAGGGUGAAGUUGGCAUCGCUGCCCGGGUCACCUUUGAAAUUCUAGUAGGUGAGAAAGCUGAAUCUCUGCUCACUGUGAGCAAUGACGGCACGGCUGCCAUCUGGUAUGAUUGGCGAAGGCUACCUCAACCCUUUAGCUUUCAAGAGAAAAAAAGGAAAGACAUGCAGAAUUUUUACUUCAACACCAGAUCAGGCGUUAUCCUACCUAGAGAAACCAGGAAGUUUUCUUUCAUCUUCAAGGCGAUAAAUGCAGGCAUCUUCACAGAGUCCUGGGAGUUUGGCACUCGUCCUGUGUUGUUAGGAGGUGCUAUGUUGCAAGUGACCCUGUGGGGAAUUGCUGUGUAUGAAGAUAUAUCAGCUGAUCUCAGGAACGAGAUAGAGGAAGAGCUAGAAGCCCGGGAAGUUGCUGUCAUAGUGGAGGAGAAUCUGAAGGACCUGCUUGAUCAAAUCCGCGUACCAGAGCGAGCACGGUCUCCUCACGAUGCAUAUGUCACAGAGGAAGAGCUGUUCCACAGAAUGAACCCAGAGUUGUACUACCAGCACCAAGUGGUAAAGGAGCUGUAUGAUCUGUGGAAUAAACUCAUGAAUCCUCUUCCAGACGAGGAGGAGAUGAGGAAAAGCACCGCUACCCAAGAAGAAGCCUCUCUGCCCAAGAGCGGUGGGGAGUCUCGGCAGAAGAGCCCCGAUGAACUGCUCCGUAAGAGCGUGUCCCCAGAUGAUCCGUCGGUGAGGAAGUCCAUGGCAGAGGAGCUGGCCGGCGAGCUGAGUAGGUCUGAUGUGGAGGACAUCAACCGAAUGGAGGACAUCAACCGAGUGGAGUGGAAUCUGUCCAUCUUUGACUUUAAACAGACUUUGCUGACAAUCCCCGAGGAAGAGGAACGAGAAGCUGCCCUGGCCCAGCUCAAUAAAGCGGCCUUGGAACUUUGUUAUCCACCAGUGAUGCCUCAGACAGACCUCCUUUACCAAAUAUGUUUCCAGUUGUUGCGUGAAGUGAUUGAUGGUCUGGUGAGCCGUUCACUGGUGCUCAGGUCGCUGCUUGGUAUGCCUGAGAAGGAUACUUACGUAGAAGUUGUUCCAGAGGAAGUAGUUGAGGUGAAGCCAGUUGCCGCGAAGACGGGGAAAGAGGACCGGAAACUUCAGAAAGAAGACAAGAAGGCUGCAAAGGAAAAAGAAAAAGAAAAAGCGAAAGCAGCCAAAGAGGAACGUCCAAAAAGCACGAAAGCCAAAUUGAAAGAAGAGAGAAAAGCAAGAGGUUCCACAAAGGAGACAAAGGAGGCUGUCGCUGCAUUACAGGAAGCUGCAGGGGCAGAGGGCCAAGAUGCUCACCAAGAACAAGUGGAUCCAAUCGUGCAGGAAAAGUACCACGAGAAACUUUAUGUCGAAGUUUAUGGACUGCUGGAUUCAAUGGUAAGCAAAAUGCUUUCCCUCUUUGAGGUGCUGAAGAAGGAUCCCUCAGAAAAGAAGAACAAACCACCUUUUGUCUAAAUUCUACUGAUUUCGUAAUGAAAUAAUAAUAAUAAUAAUAAACCCUGUUUAUAUAUGC